This is a messenger RNA of Humulus lupulus (European hop), 1618 nucleotides long. Its product is annotated as dof zinc finger protein DOF2.1-like. The record is from RefSeq and is a predicted model, not a curated record. The transcript is spliced from 2 exons. NCBI's taxonomy places the organism in Eukaryota, Viridiplantae, Streptophyta, Magnoliopsida, Rosales, Cannabaceae. Gene Ontology annotation, biological process: regulation of DNA-templated transcription. The coding region runs from base 327 to 1352 and encodes 341 amino acids. Gene Ontology annotation, molecular function: DNA binding; DNA-binding transcription factor activity.
UCUGAAAAUUCUUUUUUUUUUAAUUAAUAUUUAUAUAUAUUUUUUUAUUUACUUUUCCUCUCUCUUUCUUGGGUUUGCUUUAUAUAUAUCUAAGAUGGGUGGCUCUAUUUCCUUACUUUGCAUGACUGCCUGGCCUUAACUAUAAUAUCUCUCUUUACUUUCUCUAGCCUCUUCUAAUUCUCUCCAUACUAUUACUCUUCUUCCUUUCAACAUAAACUCAGCCUUAUAUAUAUAAAUAUACACAUAAAACCAAUACUUACAGACAUUUCCUCGUAGCUCAGUUAAAAAGAGAGCUUAACUGCUAGCCUUUGAUUGCAUUUUAAUGCAUGGAUCCUUCAAGUGGACAAAAUUUGCAGGAAAUGAGCUCCGAUUCACUGGGAAACAUGUUGGUGGGGUCAAAGCCUCAGCAAGAGAGGAAGCCAAGGCCGCAUCCAGAACAAGCCCUAAAGUGCCCAAGAUGUGACUCCACAAACACCAAAUUCUGCUAUUACAACAACUACAGCCUCACUCAGCCCAGGUACUUCUGCAAAGCCUGUAGGAGGUACUGGACUAAAGGGGGCACUCUGAGAAAUGUUCCAGUGGGUGGAGGGUGCAGGAGAAACAAAAGGUCUUCCUCUUCCUCCUCAUCAUCAGCAACAUCAUCAUCCUCAAAAUUGAGGGCUCAGGAUAACUCCCUUACACCCAAUCCCAACCCACUCCUUGCCCAUCUCCAAGUGCCUAGCUUGGCCUAUGACUCCAAUGACCUCAGCCUUGCCUUUGCUAGGCUCCAAAAACAGUCAUGUGGGCAGUUAGGUUUUGAUGAUCAUGAUCAUCAUCACCUUUCUAUUUUGGGAAACCCUGUGAGCAGUUCUCAUUGUGAUGAUCAUAAUCAAAUACUUGGAAUUAACAACCUUGGCAUUAACAACAAUGGGGGCAGUGGCUUCCUUGAUGCACUCAGGAAUGGUUUUCUUGAAUCCCAGAAUCACUCCAACAUGUAUUAUGGAUUCGGAAAUGGGAAUGGGAAUGGGCACAACAUGGAGAAUGGAGUUGGCCAUGGGGAUCAGAAUAUGGGCCAGAUGUCUUAUAAUGAUGAUCAUGAUCAUCAGGAGAUGAUCAAUAAUAAUAAUGGGACAACGGCAGCAGUGACAGUCACCACGAUCAAACAAGAGCUUGGCCAUGGAAUGAGAUCAUCAUCAGAUCAUCAUGAUCAUCAGAGCAGGGUCUUGUGGGGUUGUCCUUGGCAGCUAAAUGGAUCAUCAGAUAAUCAAUAUCAUGGUGGUAUGGCUGAUAUUGAUCAUACGGCUGGGAGAGAGAGCUGGAAUGGUCUUACUUCAUCUUGGCAUGGCCUUCUUAAUAGUACUCCUUUAAUGUAGUAGUGCACUUAAUUUUUGGUGUCUUUUAAUUAGUGUCUUCAAGAAACCAAAAAAAAAAAAAAAGGAAGAAAAGAAAAAUCAUAGAGUUUCUCCUCUUUAGAGUAAAAUUUUCAAUCUCAAAUCUUUAGAGGUUUUUUUUUUUUUUUUUAAUUUAAUUUAAUUUUAUUUAUCACUAUGAAAUAUUGUGAUUUACUUCAAUCAUGUCCAGUUUUCUUUUGGGUCCUUCCUACUUAGCUAAUGAAAUUUCUUAGUUGUUUGCUAACUAA